AUGCUGUCCAGAGCCUACUCUGCUGCCGUGAGCGCGCACGGUAUCAAGCGAGCUGCCGUCGUUGGCGCUGGCCAGCUGGGGCAAGGGAUCGCUUAUGUGUCGGCACGAGUGGCCGGCGUCGAUACGAUCCUCUACGACUCCUCUGAGAAACAGCUCGCAAAAGGAUUUGCCCUCUUCGACAAGCUCCUGAGCAAAGAAGUCGCAAAGGGCAAGACGACCGAUGAAGAAGCAACGGCGACUUUAGCUCGGCUGAGAACCGUCUCGACUCUCGCCCAGCUCACCGACCACGACCCCGAUAUCGUCUUUGAAGCAAUCCCUGAGCAGGUGGAACUCAAGCAAGCUCUCUUCGGCACGCUGGCUUCCACCCUGUCCGCUCGCACUAUCCUCGCGAGCAAUACAUCUUCAAUCUCACUGACGACACUUGCCGCAGCCGCAGUGCCUGCGCCAGGCAGUCUUGUCGAACGUGCAUCAUCACCAGAAGAUAUCCUCGCAUCAUCGAGUCGCGUCGUUGGUUGCCAUUGGAUGAAUCCCGUACCCGUCAUGCGACUCGUCGAGCUCAUUUCUGCUCUUCAAACUACACCGGACGUCAUGUCACGUACCAAGGCAUUUGCAGAGGCUUGUGGUAAAGAGACGACAGUCUCCAAAGAUACGCCCGGCUUCAUUGCGAACCGUAUUCUGAUACCGUACAUCAAUGAGGCAGUCUUCUGUCUCGAAGAAGGAGUCGCCUCUAAGGAAGAUAUCGACAAGACAUCGUUACUGGCCUUCAACCAGCCACUGGGAUGUCUUCAACUAGCAGACAUGAUCGGCCUAGAUACCGUCCUAGCGAUAGGUGAGGUGCUGCAUCGUGAGACGGGCGACAGUAAGUACCGCCCCCCUGUCCUGCUUCGUCGCAAGGUUGCUGCAGGUCAUCUCGGCCGCAAGAGCGGUCAAGGCUUCUACGUCUACUAG
Molecule: messenger RNA, 948 nt
Organism: Mixia osmundae IAM 14324
Lineage: Eukaryota; Fungi; Basidiomycota; Mixiomycetes; Mixiales; Mixiaceae
Exons: 5
Coding region: 1-948 (315 amino acids)
Biological process (GO): fatty acid metabolic process
Molecular function (GO): NAD+ binding; oxidoreductase activity, acting on the CH-OH group of donors, NAD or NADP as acceptor
Source: RefSeq, a predicted model, not a curated record